AUGUACCUCUACGCGGCGCGCAACUUCAGCGCCCUCGUCGGGCUCGCGAGCCCCGAGCCCAUGUCCAACAUGUACGACCCGACCUACUUCCGCGCCACCUGGGUUCUCACCGCUCUCGAUGCCGGCUUCUGGACGGCCAUGAAGAUUCGCACCAAGUGGCUGCGCGACGUCGCGAGCGUCGUCUUCUCCCUCUUCUACCUCGUCGCCGCCGAGCGGGCCGACGAAAAGGUGCGCAAGGUCCGCGGCAUGGUCACCGUCGACCACAUGCGCGUCUCGUGGAACAAGGGGACGACGCCCUACCUCGGCUUCGUCCAGCGCCUCCUGCGCCCGCGCUUCACCCGCUGGCCGCCGCGCCAGAUUCGCAUCCCGCGCCCCGCCAGCAGCGACUACAAGGAGCCCGUCGCCGCCUGGCUCUACUACGACGGGCCCAUCGCCCACCUCGAGCACCACAACCGCAUCAUCCUCGACGUGCCCGGCGGCGGCUUCGUCGCCAUGGACCCUCGCUGCAACGACGACAAGCUCUUCGCCUGGGCCGCCAAGACGGGCCUGCCCGUCAUCAGCCUCGACUACAGGAAGGCGCCCGAGUACCCGUACCCGUACGCGCUCAACGAGUGCUUCGACGUCUACGCCGCCAUGGUCAAAACCAACGGCCGCUGCGUCGGCAUGUCGGGCAAGGACACGCCCCGCAUCAUCAUCACGGGCGACAGCGCCGGCGGCAACCUCGCCGUCGCCUCGACGCUCAUGAUCCUCGAGACGAGCACGGCCCAGUUUCGGCGCUACGCCGGGGCCGAGAGCCUGCCGCCGCCCGACGGGCUCGUCUGCUUCUAUCCCGCGCUCGACAUGAACAUCGGCAACUGGAUGUCGGACGAGCAGAUGUCGCUCAUCCGGGACCGUAAGAUGAGGGACACCAACGGUUCCAUCAUGCGCCGCAAGAGCAUGCAGUACAACGAGCUCGUCGGCACGCCGCACCAGUCCGACGACGACGACGACACGACGCCGCCCCUCGUCGUCGUCGGCGAGCGCGCGCCGCGCCCGAGCAAGCGGCCGGCCGAGAGGGGCGGCGAGGCGGGCGGCGGCCGGACAGACAGCAUGUCGCACCACGCGGCGCCCAUGAGGACGCGGCUCGCCACCUCGUCGACCAUCUCCUACUUCAACGACAGGGUGCUCACGCCCGAGCUCAUGCGCGCCAUGAUCAUCCUCUAUAUCGGCGCCCACAACCGGCCCGACUUUGCCCAGGACUACCUCCUGAGCCCCGUCCUCGCGCCCGAAUCCCUGCUCGCCAAGUUCCCCAAGACGUACUUCAUGACGGGCGAGCGCGACCCGCUCGUCGACGACACCGUCGUCUUCGCGAGCCGCCUGCGUCGCGCCAAGGAGGCCGCCGUCCGCGAGAGGGUGGGCGACGAGCGGGCCGAGCGCAUGCUCGACGACAUCGACGCCGCCGAGGUGAUGCUCAUCCCGCGCAUCUCGCACGGCUUCAUGCAGUUUCCGAGCAUCUACCCGCCCGCCUGGAAGCACUUUGAGCGCUGCGCCGCCUGGUUCGAGCAGCUCUUCGCCGACGCCGAGCACGCCCGCACGCGGAACCUCCGCCCGGAGCCCCUCUCGCCCGUCGUGGAGCGGGCCGCCAACGGGUCGCACCACCGUCGCAACCCGACCGUCGGCGAGUCGAGCGGAGACGAGGACAAGCCGCUCGAGAUCAGCAUGACGCGCCUGUCGCGCGGCCGCAGCGUCACCCAACCGAGCCAACCCGAGGCGAACGGCAAGUCGAGCGGCAAGCCGACCUUUGACCUCGCCGAGGGACGCCAGCGGUCGAGCCCGGCGAGGAAGGGCAGGAAGUCGCUGAGCAAGAACAUGAGCCUCGUCAAGCUGAACAGCACCGACGACCUGCUGGGCCGCCGCAUGCAGGGGCUCGCGAGCGGCCUGACGGGCCCGGAAGCGGACGGUUAG
This is a messenger RNA of Drechmeria coniospora, 1944 nucleotides long. RefSeq lists its product as uncharacterized. The transcript has a single exon. Gene Ontology annotation, biological process: triglyceride catabolic process. Bases 1 to 1944 code for a protein of 647 amino acids. The record is from RefSeq and is a predicted model, not a curated record. Gene Ontology annotation, cellular component: cytosol. Gene Ontology annotation, molecular function: sterol ester esterase activity; triacylglycerol lipase activity. Lineage: Eukaryota; Fungi; Ascomycota; Sordariomycetes; Hypocreales; Ophiocordycipitaceae.